CCCUUCCCCUCCCGCUCUCCUCUCUUCUUCUGGCCACACUGCUCUCCUUGCAUUUGAGCGCCUCCCCCCCCCCUCGCCUGCCCGUGCCUCUCUGCCCCGCCUCCCCCACUCGCCCUCCCUCUUGCCCCCGCGACCAGCCCCAGUGUCCUGUGUUGAGCACACCAGGCUGAUCGCGCUCCCCUCUCCCCUCUAGUCCCUACAGACAUCCGCACGAUGCCGCCUGCCCGAAAGCCCAAGGCCGAGGCGUCUGCCUCCGCCGAAGUCGAUCCCAGUCAACCGGUCGACUCGGCGGCGGACCCGGUCGCGGCUCCCUCCUCAUCCGGCGAGUCGGCUCCCGACGGGGACACCCCCCCGCCCACUCGCAAAUCCAAAGUCUCCGCCAAGCGCGCCGAGCAGAACCGCGCCGCGCAGAAGCUCUUCCGCGAGCGUCGCAUGAAGUAUGUCCAAUCUUUGGAGGAGGAGGUGAAGACUCUGAAGGAGAAGCUCGACCACUUGAAUGCCCUCGAGUUGCCGAGCGACGUUUUGGCAGCAUGCCCGAUGGCUGCGGCGGCGGCCGCGGCCGCAGCCUCCGCUCCGUCAUCCUCUGCACCCCCCCUGCUGGCCCCGGGAGCCCGGUCCAUGGGCGAUCUGCUGUCGGCCAUGGCCAACGCGCGCGCCGAUAAUGCUGCCCUUCGUGAUGCCCUCCACAUCCUGCUGACCCAUGCCCGGUCUCAGCAGGCGGUCAUCGAGGCCUACAAACGCCAGGCACAGAGCUUGCAACUGGUCAUCCAGGCAGAGCAGCUCCUCCCGCCGGCCAUCCCGAUGGCCGACACGCAAACGCUCCUGAAGGCUCUGCAUCUCCCGCAGGUGGAGGGUCUGCUUUCGACACGCAUCAAUGACAGCCAUACGAUCGCCGAUCUGUUGAAUUCCGACACCUCGGGCCAAACCUCGGCCGACGAUGGUCGCAGCUUCUCCCCGGCCUCUGGCAGCUCGCCCAAGAAUGCUCCCUCGCCGGAGGUCCUGGCUCACACUCACGAACUGAGCCUCAGCCCCCCGGCUGUCGAGGAGUCCUCGCGAUUCCCCCACCCGGGCUCCGGUUUGGCCCCGGCCACGCACUACCUUCCCCCCUCGGGCAAUGGCCAGAUCGCCCACCUGCCUCCGGCCGGGGACAUUGUUGACAACCGGUACCCCGAGCCGGUUCCACCUGCGGGCGGCUACUCGGAGCCCCUGGCCCCGACAGUCUAUUCUGCUCCCCACUCUCAGCUGCCGCUGCCGUCUCCGCAGCAACAUCACCACCAGCAAUCCCAGCCUCCGCCCCUGUCAGUGCCUUCGCAUUCCGGCAGUCACUCGCAUCAUGCCCAGCCCUCGGGCCCCAGUGGCCUGGCCGGGGGAUACUCGCAUGCGCCGAGCAAUUCCCACUUCCUGGGAACCCCCUUCUCCAUUCCCUUCAACCAGCACGGCCUCAUCCCGGCGACCUCACCCUCGUUCGACGAGCUCACCAUCGCCACUCGGGCCAAUCACACGGGCCCUCUGGCUCCCUCUGCCGUAUCCUUCGAUCUGGCAUCGGUCCACCAAACCAGCAGCUCCGAGUAUUACGACACCGGGUCUUCGGCCCCGCCCUCGUCAUCCUCGCAUGGGGGCUCCUCCGCCGACGAUCCUGGGCUCCAGUGCGUUCAGGAACUCGGUGAUGGAGCCUUCGGCUUCCAGCAGUCGGUCAAGAUCGAGUGCGGCCCAUCGCAGGCAGCCAUUGCCAUGACCGAGUCCUCGCGUCUUAGCCGGCAUGCGGUGGUUCCCAGCGCGGCCCCCUACCUCCCGCCGCAUCUUCUCCAACCGGCGACCACCGAGACGCCGCAAAUCCCCGACGAGGUGGUCUCAAGUUGCACCUCGGACGAGUCGUGUCCGUUGAUUGCCGGCCCCGCUCCCGGGACACUGGUGGCGCACGCGCCCCCCCCGGCCGAUGUCUCCUCCCCGGCUCACAGUUACUCUGAUGGCUCGUCACCGGUGACCGGCCCUCCCCCGGCUCAGGGGCCAGUGCACCUGCUCCCGUCGAAUGAGUACCAUCCCUCCUCGACCGGGGAAUACCAUCACCCACCUGCGCCCGAGUUUCACCCGGGGGAACCGCACCCGAUGCCCCAUGCCCCGGAUGCAUCUCAGUAUCAUGCAGUGCCGUCACAGCAGGCGCCAUCGCAGCCGCCACAUGGCUACCCCUCGGCAGGGCCUCCCCCCUCGGAGUACCCCUUCCCGCAAAUGGUUCCAACCCAGGCUCUCGCCCCAACCCAUGCCCCCUCGAUCUCCUCCACCUGUACCGUGGGGUCCGAUGGGUCUCUCGACACUUGCUCUUCGGCGUCCCCCUCGCCACCACAUCAGCAGCACCAGCAGCCGGCCACAGGUGCCGGCUCGUGGCAGCCGCCCGCCGCCUCGCUGCAGCAGCACCAUGCCCCGGUGUCGCGUGUGAUUGCCACCGCCGUUGAACGCCGGCCGCAGGCCCUUGCGACUCCCUCCUCGAUCAUUGGCAGCGGCCGGCAAUCGGUCAAGCGUGAUCUGACCACCGCGUCGCUGUACAUCCCGGCCGAUCAGCCGCUCAAUUGGGAUGUCACCACUUUGCAGCAGAUUCACCAGCGCUCCAUCCUCCAGGAGCAUGCGGAGUUGGACGUGGCGUCGGUUCCCGCCGUGGCCGAGGCGCACCUUGCGACGACAGGUGCCGGGGACAGUCGCAUCGGCACCCCCUCGCGGCCGGGGGCCCCGACCACGGUGCCCACCACGACAACGGCUGCACUCCACAUCCAGUCUUACACGUCGCACGAAUUGCCGGAGUACAUCCACCGGAAGCUCACUCACCGUGAUGAGAACUUCCGCCAUGAUCCGGAUCAGUCGGACCUUUGCGAGCUCCUUCAAAACACCACCUGCCGGGAUCGGGACAUCGGCCACUGCAAGCAGACCAAGUUCUUUAAGCGGACAACUGCCACCGUGCCGCCAGCCGCCGCUGCCACCGCCGCCACCGCCUCGGCAGCGGGCGAGUCAGGCAUGUAGAGCGAAGCAUCCGUUUGUGCGCGUGCGUCUGUGUGUGUGUGAGGGGAGGAGAAUGAGAGACACAGGGAGACAGAGAGAGAGAGAGAG
Molecule: messenger RNA, 3096 nt
Organism: Fonticula alba
Lineage: Eukaryota; Rotosphaerida; Fonticulaceae
Exons: 5
Coding region: 214-3009 (931 amino acids)
Biological process (GO): regulation of DNA-templated transcription
Molecular function (GO): DNA-binding transcription factor activity
Source: RefSeq, a predicted model, not a curated record